GCGAGAAUUGUGACAUUGUGUGAAUGGCAGCGAUGGUGGAAAGAGAUUUUCUUAAUAAGUUAACGAAAUUGUUUCUUCGAGUGGUAUUUCAACUUUCAUAUCAACUAAUUUCGUAACAAUGACGCGGUCUAAAAAUAAUCUAGUUCAGGCUAAGCCGACAUGGUUAGGUGUCGUUAAGAAAUGUAGAAAAAAGAAUCCAUUUACGUUUACGUACAAAACUUACGAGGGGUUUGAAUUUAACGGCACAAGAGCACGGGUCGGCGAUUUCGUUUUGGUAAAUGCUGACAGUGAUGAACCUGAUACCGUGGAAGGAUGUGAUGUAGCAAGAAUAGAACAUUUAUUUGAACAUUCAACAAGAAAAAAUGAUAAGCAUAGAGCAAAUGUGCAGUGGUACUCGAAGCCGAUGAAACUACCUGCGAGUGUCGAUAAGGAUUACAUAGAUGAGAUUUAUGAAGUCGUUGAAGACCAUAGAAAAUUUACCAACAAUGUCAGCAUUGAAACGAUAUAUCGAAAGUGUCACGUAAUCUAUGCAUAUCAAGAUGCAAUACCUAAAGAAGUACAUGAUGAGAAUAGAAGCUAUGGAAUAGUAUUUGUCUGUCGUUACAGACUAUGUACAAGAAAUUCUCAAUUUCAUAUUGAACCAGUAUUGAAUGUUGAUGAGAUAUCGUUGGAUCCUACUCAGAGUAAAUCCUACCCUAAAAAUGAUGAAGUAGACAAAAAUAGAGUGAAAUAUAUGCCAAAUACAAUUAUUACUGAUGAGCCAAGUGAUUUAUCAAGCACGAAAAAAAUAUCACAGGAAGUUGAAAGCAGAAAAGAAAAACAACUUAUUACAUCAAAGUCUAAAUCUGCUGGGUCAAAAAGUAGUUCGCAAAGCAGAUCUGCAUUACAACAAUUUUCUACUAACAAUAAUUCUAAAGCUUCUAGCACUCUGUCACCUACAAGAGAUGCUUCCAGUAUGUAUCAAAAUUCGAAUAUUAAUAAUUCUCCAAAAUCAACUCCAAGAAAAAAUCCUCUCAGAAGUAGUAGGAGAAGUGAAGUACCGUUGACUAACACUUGCAUCACCACCUUGAGAUCUAGGCCAGAUAAACAUCGAACUCCUUCCAAAAAUGAUAUUAACAACGAAGUAAUAGAAAGUACUCCAAUUAAAAGCGAGUUAAAUUGUACACUGCGAAAACGUCGAGCUUCUAGUGAUAGUAACAGCGGAGAAAGCUUAGAACCAAGAAGUCGAAGCAGCUCACCCGAAAUUUUGUCAGUCGGUAAGGCCCUCCAGCAACUUACAAGCUUUGUCAGUUAA
Neodiprion fabricii is the source of this 1294-nucleotide messenger RNA. RefSeq names its product origin recognition complex subunit 1-like. Gene Ontology annotation, molecular function: chromatin binding. The transcript has 5 exons. Bases 119 to 1294 code for a protein of 391 amino acids. NCBI's taxonomy places the organism in Eukaryota, Metazoa, Arthropoda, Insecta, Hymenoptera, Diprionidae. The record is from RefSeq and is a predicted model, not a curated record.